AUGCUGUCCCACCAGUCCUGUCACUAUGCUGUCCCACCAGUCCUGUCACUAUGCUGUCCCACCAGUCCUGUCACUAUGCUGUCCCACCAGUCCUGUCACUAUGCUGUCCCACCAGGCCUGUCACUAUGCUGUCCCACCAGUCCUGUCACUAUGCUGUCCCACCAGUCCUGUCACUAUGCUGUCCCACCAGUCCUGUCACUAUGCUGUCCCACCAGUCCUGUCACUAUGCUGUCCCACCAGUCCUGUCACUAUGCUGUCCCACCAGUCCUGUCACUAUGCUGUCUCACGGUUAUUAUCUGUCCCACCAGUCCUGUCACUAUGCUGUCCCACCAGUCCUGUCACUAUGCUGUCCCACCAGUCCUGUCACUAUGCUGUCCCACCAGUCCUGUCACUAUGCUGUCCCACCAGUCCUGUCAUUCUGCUGUCUCAGGGUUAUUAGCUGUCCCACCAGCCCUGUCACUAUGCUGUCCCACCAGCCCUGUCACUAUGCUGUCCCACCAGUCCUGUCACUAUGCUGUCCCACCAGUCCUGUCAGGUUAUUAUCUGUCCCACCAGUCCUGUCACUAUGCUGUCCCACCAGUCCUGUCACUAUGCUGUCUCACGGUUAUUAACUGUCCCACCAGUCCUGUCACUAUGCUGUCCCACCAGCCCUGUCACUAUGCUGUCCCACCAGUCCUGUCACUAUGCUGUGUCACCAGUCCUGUCACUAUGCUGUCUCAGGGUUAUUAUCUGUCCCACCAGUCCUGUCACUAUGCUGUCCCACCAGGCCUGUCACUAUGCUGUCCCACCAGUCCUGUCACUAUGCUGUCCCACCAGUCCUGUCACUAUGCUGUCCCACCAGUCCUGUCACUAUGCUGUCCCACCAGUCCUGUCACUAUGCUGUCCCACCAGGCCUGUCACUAUGCUGUCCCACCAGUCCUGUCACUAUGCUGUCCCACCAGUCCUGUCACUAUGCUGUCCCACCAGUCCUGUCACUAUGCUGUCCCACCAGUCCUGUCACUAUGCUGUCCCACCAGUCCUGUCACUAUGCUGUCCCACCAGUCCUGUCACUAUGCUGUCCCACCAGGCCUGUCACUAUGCUGUCCCACCAGUCCUGUCACUAUGCUGUCCCACCAGGCCUGUCACUAUGCUGUCCCACCAGUCCUGUCACUAUGCUGUCCCACCAGGCCUGUCACUAUGCUGUCCCACCAGUCCUGUCACUAUGCUGUCUCAGGGUUAUUAGCUGUCCCACCAGAAUAUAUUUAA
Molecule: messenger RNA, 1245 nt
Organism: Oncorhynchus kisutch (coho salmon)
Lineage: Eukaryota; Metazoa; Chordata; Actinopteri; Salmoniformes; Salmonidae
Product: keratin-associated protein 10-6-like
Exons: 1
Coding region: 1-1245 (414 amino acids)
Source: RefSeq, a predicted model, not a curated record